Ceratina calcarata is the source of this 525-nucleotide messenger RNA. RefSeq lists its product as uncharacterized. The transcript is spliced from 4 exons. NCBI's taxonomy places the organism in Eukaryota, Metazoa, Arthropoda, Insecta, Hymenoptera, Apidae. The record is from RefSeq and is a predicted model, not a curated record. The annotation marks the transcript as partial.
AUGAGUCCCCACGUGGCCGAGGACGUCACGCCGGAUUGUGCCCUCGGCGGCAUUCAUAGUGCUGAUCUCGUGCCGGUGACAACAAAUCGUGUGACACCCGGAAUCGUGCAAAUACCAGUCGCGGAACCCUUUGCCGUUACGUUUACAUCUCUUUGCACACGACACGUGCACCGAGACUUGUACAGGUUUUACCUAUCUCACCCUCGAACACAGAAACCAAUAAUUAACACAAAUAUUUCCAUUUGUUACAGGUUACCACAGCUUGCCGUUUUAGCGAAGAUUUUGUGCCUCCUGAUGGUGGUAAUGUGCGGGGCGGUACCGGCAAUGGUGCGCUCCGUGAGUCUUUACUCGACUUGCAGCCUCGGCAAUAUUACCGUAUAUAGACAUCAAAUCCUGGCCGUGGGACGCAAUGAUCAGAACGCCCCUUACCAAAAACUGACAACUCAGUCGGAGGACUUUAGUGGAAAGCUGUACAUCUUCGCAGAGGAGAGUAAGCGAUACAUUUGUUUCAACAAGCGAUGGAAA